Molecule: messenger RNA, 1227 nt
Organism: Rhagoletis zephyria (snowberry fruit fly)
Lineage: Eukaryota; Metazoa; Arthropoda; Insecta; Diptera; Tephritidae
Source: RefSeq, a predicted model, not a curated record
AUGUCUACAAUUGCCGCGGUAGUGCACUCGGGUGGCCAGCAAGUACCCGUAAGAGUACUGCUUGACUCGGCGGCUGAGACGUCGCUCGUUACAGAAGAGGCGGUACGGCGGACAGGAGUGAAGUGUUGUGCCGCCGACACGUUGACCCUUACUGGAAUCACAGAGGGUCUGCGUCGCGCCGACAGGCUGGCCCAGUUUACUUUGGCGGCCGCAGACGGGUCCUUCAGCAUUGACAUGGCGGCCUACGUAGCUCCAAAGAUAACGUCAGCCAAAGUGAUGACGCCAGCCAGUCAUCUCAUCAGCGCGGCAAGGGCGAAGGGCAUCAACCUCGCGAGACCAGCUCAAGGACGGCAGACGGUGGACAUUCUCAUUGGCCAGGACUGGCUGUUCCCAUUCCUAGCCCCGGAGAUCGUGCCCCUAGGUCCGUUCAUCGGCGCCCUUCGAACGCGCCUGGGCUGGUACGUCGCCGGGCGGGAAGGCGCAGCUGACGCUCGAGAAACAGUCUCCGUGUUGGAGUGCCAAAAGCUGUGCCAGGACCUGGCGAAGAUCUACGAGUACGUCGAGCCGCAGGAGAUGACGGCCAAGCAGUCUAUCGGCACGCCAGUAGAGAUCCUCUACGAUGAGAAGCAGGCCGUGUACACGGUCGGCCUGCCUAAGAGGGCAACAGACAAGCUGGCGGACAAUUUCCGCAACGCCUGGGCGCAGGUCAUGGCUCUCCGUAGGAAACUGAAAGCGACAGGGCAGUACGACGCCUACGACGAAGUCAUCAAGGAGUACAUCACAAAGGGCUACGCCGAAGUGGCCCCAAAAGGGUACCCGAGCAGCGGCACCUACACGAUCCCACAUCACGCCGUGUGGAGAAAGGAAGCGACAAAGACUAAGUGUCGCGUCGUCUUUAAUGCCAGCUCGACGGUGCCAGGGCAACUGUCACUCAACCAGUGCCUGGAGAAGGGAGAACCGAUAAACGCCGACAUCUGGGCGGUCACAAUGCGCUUCCGGCUAGCGCCGAUUGUCUUGGUGACCGACCUGGUGAAGGCGUUCUCUCAGAUCCAGAUCAAAGAAGAGGAUCGCGACUUGCUGCGCUACUUGUGGUUUGACGGACCCGACGACGCAUCUCCAACAGUCUANGCUAGCGCCGAUUGUCUUGGUGACCGACCUGGUGAAGGCGUUCUCUCAGAUCCAGAUCAAAGAAGAGGAUCGCGACUUGCUGCGCUACUUGUGGUUUGA